Oryzias melastigma (Indian medaka) is the source of this 1968-nucleotide messenger RNA. It is a transcript of the gene eaf2, whose product is annotated as ELL associated factor 2. The record is from RefSeq and is a predicted model, not a curated record. Gene Ontology annotation, biological process: positive regulation of DNA-templated transcription; regulation of transcription elongation by RNA polymerase II. Gene Ontology annotation, molecular function: transcription elongation factor activity. The coding region runs from base 103 to 903 and encodes 266 amino acids. NCBI's taxonomy places the organism in Eukaryota, Metazoa, Chordata, Actinopteri, Beloniformes, Adrianichthyidae. The transcript has 6 exons. Gene Ontology annotation, cellular component: super elongation complex.
ACCAUUCGUAAGAGAGAGGAGGCGGGACUUAACUGUGCCUCGCCACACCUGCUGUCAACGCAUUAGAAAGCAAAGAACAACGGAAACUUACAGGCUUACAGAAUGAAUGGAACAGGUUACGGCAACUUUGACAACCAAGAACACGUCCUCAAACUCGGAGAGACGUUUGAGAAAAACCCCAAAAGUGCCUACCACACUGUGCGGUAUGACUUCAAACCAGCUUCUAUUGACACAACCUGUGAAGGAAAUCUGGAAGUGGGAAAAGGAGAGCAAGUUACCAUCACCUUGCCCAAUUUAGAGGGGUCAAGUGCUCAAGUAACAGUUUUCAAGGGGUCCAAGAGGCCAUACAUGAAGGAGUGCAUCCUCAUCGUGAACCAUGAUACUGGAGAAUAUAGACUGGAGAAACUCAACAGCAACAUAGCUGUGAAGAAGACCAGGGCUGAGGGCAGCAGUAAAAUUCACUCUCGCCUAGAGCAGCAGACCAGUCGCCUUAGCCAGCAGGUGAAGAAUAGCAGCACCAGUAGCAACAGUAGUAAUAAUAAGAGCUCCACCAGCUCUAAGAGCUCUCCUAUCAAAGAAAAGACAUCUCCUGCGUCUCCCAUGGAUGACAUUGAGAGAGAGCUGAUGGCAGAGGCGCGGGUCAUGGACCAGCUGAGCAGCGGCGGCAGCUCCUCGGACUCCAACAGCUCGUCGUCCUCCAGCAGUGAGGAAAGCUCCAGCAGCAGCGAUUCGGAGGACGAACAGGCCCGCGCGGCGCCCUCAGCGCCUCCUAACCAGAGCAUGCCCAUCAUCAACACCAGCUCCAGCAAAAGCAGCCACCAUCAGGAGAGUGGAGGGGGACUCAUGAACACUCUGAAGAGUGACCUCCAGCUCAGUGAAUCAGGCAGUGAAAGUGAUGACUGAAGGGUGUAAAGAUGUCCAAUAACAUGAGAAGAAAUCCCUGAGGAGUCAAGGAGCCAGUAGCAAAUCUGUGUUUGGCCUCCUCUGCCUCAGGAGAGCCUCACACACAGAUCAGGUGUGUUACAUCCCAACCACUGUCGAGCUUUGUCUGCCUUGUUAUUGUGUAGCAGCCUUUAUCGAGAGAUAUUUGUAGUUUGAUAAAUAACAGACAAAAAAAAGUAAAAGGUGGAAUGACAUGUCCAUAGUCUGGUGCCUAAACCUUCUCUGAUGCUUCUGUAUUCUCAAUUAGCGAUAAAAAAAUAAAAAAAACCUGUUUUUGUGCCUUAUGUUCGGAAAACGUGUUCUAGCAUCUAUGAUGAAUUAUUUUAGUUUAGACUUCUCAUGUCAACUAUGGAACAAAAAAAUAUUAUUUCGACUUACUAGAACAUGCAUCCAACGGUCACUUUAUAUAAUCGACAAAGAGGAAGAUUUCUUUGCUUUAAACGCUCAAUGUUGCAUUUCAGUGACAGGAGUUUACAAAACUAUAAUCUGUCAGAAAAUGAGCUGAAACAGAGUAAUUGCCCAGUUAAGUUUGAGUUAUCUGUAGCUUUAUUUUGAGUUGUCCCAGCCCUUUGCUCUACAGUUUAGCUCAUCUUCCUUUAUUUCAAAUGCUGAUAAACUUCACAUCUUUAGUGUAAUAAAUGAUGUUUGGCAAAUUAGAGCACUAUUUAUAUGCUUUGUGUCUUCAGCCUGCAAUACUUGAAUCAAACUAUCUUUCUAAACUUGACCAAACUCAGUUUAAAUCUUCAGCCAGUUGGAAGAGCGAGUUACAAACGUUGCAGCUCUGGUAUGCAGCAUGUGGCUUUUCUCGUUCUGUCAGCCAGUUUAAUGGCAAACGAACGUCUCAUCGCUGCUCACCUGCCAAAUUAAGCAAAAACUGAAGCUGCUGUUUCUUCUUCUGCUCAUCUUUCUCGUAAUUACUUGAAACAAAACGUGUUUUUCUGCACCUGCUUUAGACUUCUACUUAAGGAGAAACAUUUACAACCAUUUUCUGAGAAAUGUGUGAAUUAAUAAAAGAUUUUACUUGUC